This is a messenger RNA of Corapipo altera (White-ruffed manakin), 3246 nucleotides long. RefSeq names its product exocyst complex component 3 like 4 (gene EXOC3L4). The transcript is spliced from 12 exons. The coding region runs from base 466 to 2574 and encodes 702 amino acids. Gene Ontology annotation, molecular function: SNARE binding. The record is from RefSeq and is a predicted model, not a curated record. NCBI's taxonomy places the organism in Eukaryota, Metazoa, Chordata, Aves, Passeriformes, Pipridae. Gene Ontology annotation, cellular component: exocyst. Gene Ontology annotation, biological process: exocytosis; exocyst localization.
CAUUUUUUCCCCAACUCCUUCCUUCUUUUAAACUCUCAGACAUAGUGAAAGUGAAACAGUGCCAUAGUCUCUCCCGGCUAACAAACAGGGGAAGGUGCUGGAGGUGUUGGGCAGGUGCAGACAGGCCUUUUUGUCCACCUUUUACAGCCCUUUUCAGACGGAAAAGGAGGACGAAGAGCAGCACCAUUCUCAGAGGGAGCCCCUCAACCAGCAUGUGCGUGAGGAAUGGUGUCCCAGUCAGAUGAUGUGGGUGAGCUGCCCUGGUCCUCUGCCCUGCAGAGCUGCCCACCUGCCCCUGCAUCUCCCCUGGAUUUCCUGUAGCAGGGAGCUGCUCUCAGUUUCAUUCCUGUGCCAUUCCUGUGGAUCAUUCCUGCACCAUCCCAGCUCACCGUGGAUGGGAUCAAUUUGUGAUUACCAUCAACCUGUUUGGUAAACCUGUUUUUGAAAGACAAGAAAAAUAGAAAUAUGGAGUUAAACCCAAGGACCGUGACCUCAGAACCAGCCUCUCCAACGAGCAGUGCCGGGGAGGAAAAGAUGGAGAUUACUUCUGAACUGAGCAGCCCAACUUCACUCAGCAGGGACAGUGGGUUCUUUGAAAGAAGUAUUAGAAGGUUAAGCACCCGGAAAUCGAAACAAAGUCCAAACAAAGAGAGUGGAAAGGAAGAUACUGGCACUUGGAAAGGAAAAAGACUUUUGCGAUCAUUUAGGAGCUAUGAGAAGAACAAAACCACGAUAUGCGAUGGUGUAGAGAAGAUUGGUGAAAGUAAAGAAGCGGAGCCCGUUCAAGGAAAACUACUUUCAGUAAUGGAAAUCAAUGAACUUAUUCAGAAAAGACAACUCCUGGAAGCAUUUGCAAGUAUCAAGUUAUUGGAAGAUGAGACUAUCUCUGAACGGAAUGCUGGGAAAUACAAAGAUAACCCACAGGAGCUUUUACGGAAAUCCAAGGAUGUGAAUUUCCUUUAUAACUCCAUCGCAAAUGCUAUCCAGUCCACAGUGGAGGGAACGCUAGAAGCUUCCACUAUAGAGGAAACCAUGCUGACUUCCAUGGUGACUUUAAUUGCCCAUGAAGAAGCAGCUCAUUGCAACACAGACAAAGUUGUUCAUCCUGGGUCAGACUUGCUUGGCAGGCCCAGAAAGUGGAGGGACAUGUGGAGGGAAGCAAUCAACGAGAGUGCUAAAAAAAGAGUCCUGAAGGCACCCAUGGUAUCAAAGGAAGAAGAUAGUUCUUGGCUUGAUCUCCACUUAAAUUUCCUCCAGAAACUCCUGAGGGAAGAUUUACUGAAAAUCAAGUUAUCAGUAAAAAAGUGCUAUCCCGAGGAGUACCAGGUGUGUGACACAUAUGUGGAGGCUUUUCAUAAGGCCAUUGCCUCACAUUUGCAACACCUCUGCCAGAGACUGCUGGAUUUCAAUGAGCUCUACAUCUUGCUCAAGUGGGUGGCCAACACCUACCACAGUGAACUCUUUCUGGGUCACCCUGAUCUGAAACCAGAGGUUAAGACAGAAAACCUGUCCCCACUGUUAACACCAGCUGACUGGGAUAAACUGAAAAACAACUACAUUGCUUCUGCAAAGGAGAAUAUCAAAAGUUAUUUUGGAAACAUCCUGAGACUAGAGGUCACAGAGAAGUGGGAGAAGGAAGUUCAUUCAGAAGCGAAGGAAAACCUCUACCACGCCUCUCUCUCCUUUGAUAUUCAAACGAUCAUCGGGGAGCACAUGAAGUUAUCUGGAACUAUUAGCAGAAGCCUGGAAACAAAAAUGCUUGAGCUGUGCAUGACAGAGCUGCUUGAAUUCAUACCAAGGUUUGAGAAGGAGUUUGAGAAGGCCUGGAGCACUGCCCAGGACAGCCCCAUCUUUGCACCCUGUGUUGUUGCCUACAUCAACAGCUUCCACGACCUAAUGUCAGGGUUAGAAACACAGUUUAAAGUCAACACUGUGGAACUGCAGAAGAUUUUGGCAGCUCUGACAAGUAACUUCACAAAUAUUUUUCUAACGAAAUUAAAAACAAAAGCACAGCCAUUCCUUAAGAAAAUCCUGACCAAGGACUGGAUUUUGGAUACAGGAAGGCCGGACUCACUGGCGUCAGCAGUCUCACAGUUCUCCGAGCACCUGCAGCACAUGAGGAAGCCCACGGGUCAGGAGCUUCUACGUGAAGUUCAUAAAUAUGUGGUAAAGGAAUAUAUCACACAGGUCAUCAAACACAGAUGGAGAAUGAACAGGGAGACACGGCAAGAAGUGAGCAAAAAGAUGGACCAGGAAGCCAGAAUCUUUCAUAAUACUCUCAUUGAUCAGGGCUCUGACUCCCACUGGCUUGUUCCCGCCAUACACUACAUUGCCAAGAUCAUUAAAGAGAAGAAAAAGGACAAGAUCAAGGUGUAUGUCAAGAAGCUGUGUCAGAAUUAUCCAGAUAUCAGGAAGGACCACAUCCUGGCCAUCCUCGCGCGCCGGGGGCUGGGGCGCAACAGGAGAGCGGCAAUUCUUCGUCAAGUCUGCCAUGUGCUGGAAAGCUCCAGUGGAGGAGAGGGCAACACGCUCUUUGCUGAAAUUGAUGUUCCGAUGGUCAUAUGCUGCUUCUAAAACAGAACCAGAACAGCAGUCAGCAUCCUCCCGCCUCCUACGCUGCCUCUACACAUGAUCCAAAAUCUGCUACCCUCCCUUGCUCCUCUGCAAACCCAAAUAUUUUAUUGCCAUGGAGAAAGAAGCAGUUUUCUGAACUUGCUACCCUGAGUUCAGAACCCAAAGGCAACAGAGGCACUGAGACACCAACCUCCUGCAAGAGCCCCUGGGAAGCAGCUCCAGUUCAGACACUGUGUCUGCCUCGUGUUCCAUACAGAUCCUAUUGCUGGGAGGCUGCUCUGUUGUUUGGUCCAAAAUUAAAUUUCUCUUCAUAGACAACCAAAAGCAGUUCACUCAGAGCUAUAUUAAGGCUCGGACUGUGUUUUGCAUAAUUAUACAUCAGCAGAGCAAGAGCCUCCUUUGUAAUUAGCACCCAUGAGCAAUCGAGGGGUACAGUUUGGGCAGGGAUGUGGUUGCACUCAAGUCUUAUUUCCUCCACUGUGAACCAGCUGGCUAAGCUAGCAUGAUGCAAGGUGGUGACGUUGUGACCUGAUGCCAAAAAUCACUACCUGCCUGAGGAGGAAAACUUUGGGUAACCAAAGCCCACGGGUGGGACAUGUAGCACAUGAACUACUCUGCCCUCCUGAAUGGCCCUGGAGGCCCUUCAGGCAUUUCAGCAGAUUUUUCUCAUUC